Messenger RNA from Rasamsonia emersonii CBS 393.64, 1635 nucleotides. RefSeq lists its product as uncharacterized. The transcript has 3 exons. The record is from RefSeq and is a predicted model, not a curated record. Bases 1 to 1635 code for a protein of 544 amino acids. Gene Ontology annotation, molecular function: steroid hydroxylase activity; iron ion binding; oxidoreductase activity, acting on paired donors, with incorporation or reduction of molecular oxygen. NCBI's taxonomy places the organism in Eukaryota, Fungi, Ascomycota, Eurotiomycetes, Eurotiales, Trichocomaceae.
AUGGAAUCGCUUGCUACAGACAUCAGGGCGAUUUCCACACGAGUCCUUGACUUCAACAACAGCGAAUAUGCGUCCCUGAUUACGCCUGUUCUCGUUACUCUCAUACUGCCUGCGGCACUGUGGUUCUUGACGCGGAAGAAAGAUGCUUCCUCCAACGAGCCUCCCGUCGCGCCGUAUUGGAUUCCCUAUGUCGGGCAUCUCCUGGAUUUUUUGCGGGAUCCGGGAGGUCUCGUGCGAUCUCUCAAGAAGAAGUACCCAAAUUCACCGUUCACGCUGAUCAUGAUGGGCACCAAAUUUCACGUCUUCAGCUCUCCGGAGGCAGUGUCGACCGUGUUCAGUCGCUCGCGCGAUUACCUCUUCCACCCCGUCGUCGCAUCCAUGAUGAAGAACGGCAUUGCGCUGCCGGAGGCCGACCAGCCCAAGUUCGAGGUGCCCAUCGCCGAGUUCUCCAGCGACCAGAAGGACUCGAGAGCGUUCGUCGAGGCGAACCACGCCGUGUACGUCAAGUACCUCAGCGGACGCUACGUAGACGCGACGAUGGAGGUCUACAGCCGUCACUUCUCUGACGUGCUGAAGCAGCUUUUGCCGGAUUCGAGCCAACCGGCCGGGAAGGUGAUUCACUUGCACGAGGAGAUGCAGAAACUGGUGUUCUUCACCUCUCUAUCCACCUUCUUCGGGAAGAGGCUGCAGCCGGUGUAUCCCGAGAUCUGGGAGGACUACAAGCUCGUCAACAACGCGCUGUAUGUGGGCGUCCGGUCCAACCUCGCGUUUACGCUGCAGCCACGGGCGCAGAAAGCACGCAGCCGGCUCCUGGCGGCCUUUGACCGAUGGGUCGAUACCGAAUUGGACGAUUGGGAUGAGAAGGACGGCAUCUGGAAUGAGAAAUGGGGGCUGCGGUUGAAUUGGGAGAGAGAAGCGCUCCUCCGCCAGCAUGGCUUCAGUUUGCGAGGGCGAUCGUGCUCGCAAGCGUCGUUUCUGUGGGUGAUUUGGAGAUCGAACGCUCAUGCAUGCAGUAUAAUCACCAACGCCGCGCCCAUGACGACAUGGCUCUUGAUCAACAUCAUCCAGUCGCCUUCCCUGCUGGAACGGUUCCGCGCCGAAUGCCAACAGGCUCGUCUCUCCGAUCCAUCGGACCCCAGCAGCGUCCGAUUCGACAUGGCGCAGCUGAAAUCCAGCCCCUUCGUGCAAGGGGUGUGGAAGGAGGCAUUGCGCCUGGGCUCCGCCAGCGCUGCAGCCCGGGUCCUUGCCCGGGACGUCGAGCUGCAGGGCUACACGCUCAAGCGAGGCAGCGUGGUUCUCCUGCCGGUGCAGCUGCUGCACUUCGAUCCGGACGUGUUCGACGACCCCCACACGUUCAACCCAGACCGGUGGAUCCCCGGUGACGAGGAUGAUGCAAGGACUGCCCAGAAGCAGAAACGGCAGAACGCCAACCUGAGGCCGUUCGGCGGGGGCAGUGGCAUCUGCUCUGGGCGGUUCGUGGCCGAGCAGGAGGCCCUCCUUGCUGCUGCAACACUGCUGACGCAGUGCGAUUUCCACGUGGAGGCCGGCCAGACCUUCCAGCUGAAUCCGCGGUCCUUGGGGAUCAUGUCUCCACUGCGUGAUAUUCGGGUGCGAUUGACGCGAAGACCUGCUUGA